GGACAGUGAAGCCUUGGCUCCCAUUGAACUGAUAAGAGGGUUCAUACAUCGAAUACUUUAUAAAAAGGGUCCCGACUUCCGGGCUUCGUCAGGUUCUCUUGAGCCUUCAUUCUCAUCUACUUCUCAUACUCUUGUUCCGUCACCAACUCUAGUCCUUGACAGUCAUGGUGCAGCCUCAGGAGGUUGAUGUCAUCGUUUGCGGUGGUGGUCCUGCAGGAUGCGUCGUCGCGGGACGCCUGGCGUAUGCCGAUCCGUCGCUUCAGGUCAUGUUGAUUGAAGGUGGAAACAACAACCGCGAUGACCCAUGGGUAUAUCGGCCGGGUAUCUAUGUUAGGAAUAUGCAGAGGGAUGGAGUCAAUGACAAGGCGACUUUCUAUACCGACACGAUGCAGUCGUCCCACCUUCGUGGCCGUCAGAGCAUUGUCCCUUGCGCAAACAUUCUUGGCGGUGGCAGCAGUAUUAACUUCCAGAUGUACACGAGGGCGUCUGCAUCCGAUUGGGAUGAUUUCAAGACUGAGGGCUGGACCGCAAAUGACCUCAAGCCUUUGAUGAAACGUCUCGAGAACUAUCAGAAGCCCUGCAACAAUGAUACUCACGGUUACGACGGACCCAUCGCAAUUAGCAAUGGUGGACAGAUCACUGCACUUGCUCAUGACUUCCUCCGCGCUUCGGAUGCUAUUGGAGUUCCAUUCAGCGAUGAUAUUCAAGACUUGAACACGGCCCACGCCUCGGAAAUUUGGGCGAAAUACGUCAACAGGUAUACCGGCAGACGUAGCGAUGCCGCGACUGCUUAUGUCCACAGUGUUAUGGAUGUGCAGACGAACUUGCACCUCCGGACAAACUCAAAAGUCUCCAGAGUCAUCUUUGAGGGUAACAAGGCUGUCGGAGUCGCCUAUGUUCACGCUAGGAACCGCGCCCACAAGGGUGAACUUCGUGAGACGAUCGUUCGUGCAAGGAAGAUGGUUGUGUUGAGCUCUGGCACGCUCGGCACUCCUCAGAUCCUUGAGCGUUCUGGUGUUGGUAACUCUAAACUUCUCAAGGAGUUGGACAUCAAGGUCGUGAGUGACCUUCCGGGAGUAGGGGAGGAAUAUCAGGACCACUACACGACGUUGUCGGUUUACCGCGCCUCGAACGAGACCUUCACUACGGACGACUUCCUGAGGGGCGACAAAGCGACUCAGGAAAAGUUGUUCGCUCAAUGGGAGACUACUCCCGAAAAGGCCGUCCUUUCUUCCAACCACAUCGAUGCCGGCUUCAAGAUUCGUCCGACUGAGGAAGAGCUCAAAGAGAUGGGCCCUGAGUUCAAUGAACUCUGGAACCGUUACUUUAAGGAUAAGCCAGACAAGCCAGUCAUGUUUGGCUCGAUUGUCUCCGGAGCCUAUGCUGACCACUCCCUGUUGCCGCCUGGGAAGUACUUCACUAUGUUCCAAUAUCUGGAAUACCCAGCCAGCCGUGGAAAGAUCCAUAUCCAGUCGACGAACCCUUACAAGGAUCCAUUCUUCGACAGCGGUUUCAUGAACAACAAGGCUGACUUCGCUCCAAUCCGCUGGAGUUACAAGAAGACUCGUGAAGUUGCCAGGAGGAUGGAUGCAUUCCGUGGUGAACUCACUUCGCACCACCCCCACUUCCACCCAGCUUCUCCGGCUGCGGCAAGGGACAUUGACAUCAAGACUGCAAAGCAGCUACUUCCUGACGGGUUGACAGUCGGCAUUCACAUGGGUACCUGGCACCGCCCAUCUGAGCCUUAUGAUGCGAGCAAGGUUCAUGAGGAUAUCAAGUACACCGAGGAAGAUGACAAGGCCAUCGAUGACUGGGUCGCUGACCACGUCGAGACGACAUGGCACUCUCUCGGUACUUGCGCCAUGAAGCCACGUGAGCAAGGUGGUGUCGUCGACAAGCGCCUCAAUGUCUAUGGCACCCAGAACUUGAAGUGUGUUGACUUGAGUAUCUGCCCGGAUAACCUUGGGACGAACACGUACUCUUCUGCUCUGCUGGUUGGUGAGAAGGGUGCUGACCUCAUCGCUGAGGAUCUUGGCCUCAAGCUCAGGCUCCCUCAUGCUCCGGUUCCUCACGCGCCUGUCCCGUCUGGCAAGCCCGAGACGAUUGCGCCCCGCCUGCGCUAAAUUAAUCGCGCGAAUUCAGAGUUGCUUUGGAUAAACGUUUUGCGUAAAACUUCGGUUUUCAAACUCAAACGAUUUGGUCAAUCCUCUAUGUACGAAUAUCCUUGAUUUCACCGCCUCUGUCUCCUCCCCACCGCCAGUUUCGAAUAAAGGCUGCGUUUCUCUACUUAUUAUGCC
This is a messenger RNA of Fomitiporia mediterranea MF3/22, 2297 nucleotides long. Its product is annotated as alcohol oxidase. The record is from RefSeq and is a predicted model, not a curated record. Bases 165 to 2123 code for a protein of 652 amino acids. Lineage: Eukaryota; Fungi; Basidiomycota; Agaricomycetes; Hymenochaetales; Hymenochaetaceae. The transcript is spliced from 27 exons. Gene Ontology annotation, molecular function: flavin adenine dinucleotide binding; oxidoreductase activity, acting on CH-OH group of donors.